This is a messenger RNA of Lottia gigantea (owl limpet), 1955 nucleotides long. RefSeq lists its product as hypothetical. The record is from RefSeq and is a predicted model, not a curated record. Bases 120 to 1955 code for a protein of 611 amino acids. Lineage: Eukaryota; Metazoa; Mollusca; Gastropoda; Lottiidae. The transcript has 22 exons. Gene Ontology annotation, molecular function: RNA binding; ATP binding. Gene Ontology annotation, cellular component: catalytic step 2 spliceosome; intracellular anatomical structure.
AAACAUAAAUAAAACCUGCAUAAAUCUGACUUUUACCAUUUGUCAUUUAUUCUUGCUGUUCUGAUUGUCGACAUCAUUGUCGCAUGUCUAUUUAAACAUAAUUACCACCCUUACUAGAUAUGAAUCGCCCUCCAUCUAUAAAUACAAGUACCGGUACUAGAACUAAGCCUAUGAAGUUUUGGAAACCUGGCAGUGAAGCUCCAGGAAGUCAGCUGAAUCAAGAAAGAAUAAAAGAGCAUGAUACAGAUUCCACCACUACUGUUUAUAAUAUUUAUCGUAACUUGACAAUAGAACAACAAAGACUCAAAUUACCAGUCUUUCAACAUCGUAAUAAUAUUCUACAUCUAGUAGAAAAAUUUCAAACCGUAGUUAUUAUUGGUGAAACAGGAUGUGGUAAAAGUACUCAAAUACCCCAGUAUUUAUUAGAAGCAGGUUGGGGUAACCAAGGUUAUUGUAUAGGUGUAACACAACCAAGACGUGUAGCUGCUGUUUCUGUUUGUUCACGUGUAGCUGAAGAAAGAGGGUGUUUAUUAGGAGAUGAAGUUGGUUAUUUAAUAAGAUUUGAUGACUGUACAGAUGAACACAACACUAAACUUAAAUUUUUAACUGAUGGUAUGUUAAUUAGAGAAAUAAUGAAAGAUCCUCUCCUUUCAAAAUAUAGUAUCAUUAUGUUGGAUGAAGCUCAUGAAAGAUCAUUAAAUACAGAUAUUAUAAUGGGGUUAAUGAGAAAGAUUCAAAAGAAAAGAGAUGAUUUAAAACUUAUUGUGACUUCUGCUACAUUGAACGCAGAGGAAAUAUGUGGUUUUUUCAACACCAAUGAAAGUGAUAAUAAAGAGAAUGAUACAGCUUCCAUAUUAACAAUAGAAGGUAGAGAAUAUCCUGUUGAUAUUCAUUAUACCAUAGAUCCAAUACCAGACUAUUUAAAAUAUGCAGUGGAAACUGUUACGAAAGUCCAUUUUACUCAGAGACCUGGUGAUGUAUUGGUUUUUUUAACUGGACAGGAUGAAGUACUAAAAGUUGUUGAUUUGUUAAUAGAGGAAGCAAGGAAAUUGCCCAAAGAUAGUGAAAAAUUACAAAUUUUACCAAUGUAUGGUAGUUUACCAGCCCCAGAACAGAUGAGAGUUUUUAGUCGUACACCUCAAAAUACAAGAAAAGUUGUUGUAGCAACCAAUAUAGCUGAGACUUCAAUAACAAUAAAUGGUAUUGUCUAUAUAAUUGAUUGUGGUUUUGUUAAGAUUAAAGCGUAUAAUCCAAAGACUGGCGUAGAGAGUUUGAUCAUUACCCCUAUAUCACAAGCAUCGGCCAAUCAAAGAGCAGGAAGAGCUGGUCGUGUGAGAGCAGGCAAAGCAUAUCGUCUUUAUACAGAAGAAGAUUUUGAUAAACUACCUACCUCUACAAUACCAGAGAUACAAAGAUCUGAUAUGGCACCAGUUAUACUGCAACUUAAAGCUCUUGGAAUAGCUAAUAUUGUCAGGUUUCAUUUUCUCUCUCCACCCCCAGCUCAGAAUCUUGUAAGAGGAUUAGAAUUAUUGUAUGCUUUAGGAGCUAUCGAUGAUAAUUGUAACUUAAAAUCAGAAUUAGGACAACAAAUGGCUGAGUUUCCUCUAUCACCAAUGUUUUCCAAGAUGUUAUUAGUGUCAGGUGAAUAUGGUUGUUCUGAAGAAGCAUUAAGUGUAGCAGCUAUGACACAGAUACAAAAUGUUUUUAUUACUCCCUCUUCUCAAAGAAUACAAUCUGAUAAAUGUCGUAGAAAAUUUACUGUUGAAGAAGGAGACCAUGUAUCAUUAAUUAAUGUGUAUGAAGCAUUUUUAAAGUUUGGUCAAAAUGCCAAAUGGUGCCAUGAAUAUUUUCUAAAUUACAAAGGCUUAUGUCGAGCUGUUGAAAUAAGAAACCAACUAAAAAGAAUGUUAAUAAAAUACAAUAUACCAUUGAUAUCAUGUGGAGGUAGGAUUUAG